AGAGCUUACAUAACAACAACAGGCUUCUUGAGAGAAUGGAUUACUUUACUCCUGUCGACCAGCCCUGCAGUACUGGUGCUUCAGGUUUUCAGGGCUUUGCCUGUUAGGGAUCGGACUCCAACAGCCAUGGCCAAGUAUGUGGAGCUCUACACCAAAGCCAAGAUGCCCAUUCUGGGGCUGGGCACCUGGAAGUCUCCACCAGGACAAGUGAAAGAGGCUGUGAAAAAGGCCAUUGAUGUGGGAUAUCGCCAUUUUGACUGUGCCUAUGUGUACCACAAUGAAAAUGAAGUUGGCAGGGGAAUCCAAGAGAAAAUCAAGGAAGGGGUUGUGAAGCGUGAGGAUCUUUUUGUUGUCAGCAAGCUUUGGAGCACAUUCCAUGAGAAAGCCCUGGUGAAGGGUGCCUGUAAGGAAACUCUUGCAUCCCUGAAAUUGGAUUACCUAGACCUGUACAUAAUUCACUGGCCUAUAGGAUUCAAGGCUGGAGAUGAUCUGUUUCCUACCGAUGAAAAAGGUGUGAUCAUAACCAGUAAUACAAAUCUUCUAGAUACCUGGGAGGCAAUGGAAGAGCUGGUGGAUGCUGGGUUAGUAAAAGCUAUUGGAGUUUCCAAUUUCAACCAUGAACAAAUUGAGAAAAUCCUGAACAAGCCUGGGUUGAAAUACAAGCCUGCAAAUAACCAGAUUGAAUGCCACCCAUAUCUUUCUCAGGAAAAGUUGAUUAAUUACUGCCAGUCCAAAGGGAUCACUAUCACAGCAUACAGCCCCUUUGCAUCUCCCGACAGACCAUGGGCCAAGCCAGACGAUCCGUCUCUCCUGGAUGAUCCUAAGAUCAAAGAAAUUGCUGUUAAGCACAAUAAAACUGUAGCACAGGUCCUACUCCGAUUUCAAAUUCAAAGAAAUGUGGUUGUGAUUCCCAAAUCUGUCACUGCUUCACGAAUUGAGGAAAACUUCAAGGUGUUUGACUUUGAGUUGUCUAAACAAGAAAUGAAAACCAUCCUCAGUUUCAACAAGAACUGGAGAGCAUGUACAAUACAUGUGUGCACCAGUCUCAAGGAUUAUCCUUUCCAUGCUGAAUAUUAAAGUCUGGUUGUCCUGAAAGUCUUCAAACCACAGAGUCGACUGCUUCUGCUCUGGGCAUUAAAAAAAGCUGUCCUCUCCGUCUAACACCUUUGAACUUUUUCUAGCCUAGAUUCAGUAUGUUCUUAGUACCAAUCACUUUAAAAACAUCUAUAAUUCUCUGAUUUUUUAAAAAUCAUUUUUUCUCUUCUUCCAAUGGAAUUGUUUCUAAUAAAAUAUGUAGUUGCUGUAA
This is a messenger RNA of Sceloporus undulatus (fence lizard), 1306 nucleotides long. RefSeq names its product aldo-keto reductase family 1 member B1-like. Gene Ontology annotation, cellular component: cytosol. The record is from RefSeq and is a predicted model, not a curated record. The transcript is spliced from 10 exons. Lineage: Eukaryota; Metazoa; Chordata; Lepidosauria; Squamata; Phrynosomatidae. Gene Ontology annotation, molecular function: aldose reductase (NADPH) activity. The coding region runs from base 127 to 1077 and encodes 316 amino acids.